AUGCCUCCCUCCUCGGGAAUCUAUCUCACGGAAAGGAUUCCCUCGCGCCGUGGACAAGAAGACAGCAAACGACGCAGAGACCAGUCAUCUCCCAAUCGUUCCGUACCAGUCAGGAAGCGAGCAAAAACCCAAUCAACUGUGCCUCUCAGUCGCUCCUCCACUGCCCAGCUUUACGUACGAGAUUUGGAACGAAUUCCUCCUCGCCUCGGUAACCUGUCCCGAUCGAGCUUGCCACAAAGAUUGUGCUCCGCGGCCCGGUCUCCUUCUUCCCCCUUUGGACGGGGCGCUGUCUCUCCAACAUAUGUCCUGGCAUAUACUAGGACAUAUGCCAGGUGCUUGUUCGAGAUGGGCCAUCCAGCGCCUUGGACGAAGGGCGUCCCAACUGUACGGAUCGGGCCCACUGGACGAAAAAGAUGUGCUCAGACACCGAGAGGCACGCGCCCGCAUGCCACUGCGCUUUGCUCGACAGGCGAUGCGGGAUGCCAUCUCCGCCAGCCGAUGCCCACAUCGCCCUUGCACUGUCUGUGUGAGUGA
Molecule: messenger RNA, 534 nt
Organism: Colletotrichum lupini
Lineage: Eukaryota; Fungi; Ascomycota; Sordariomycetes; Glomerellales; Glomerellaceae
Exons: 1
Coding region: 1-534 (177 amino acids)
Source: RefSeq, a predicted model, not a curated record